AUGCUCACUCUUACUAGUGAAAAACCCUGUUCUGGAGAGAAACCUUACCCAUGUGAUAUGAGCAAUGUAUCAUUUGCACAAAAAAGACAGUUAAAUGUUCAUAUGCUCAACCAUACUGAAGAGAAACUACAUGCAUGUGUUGUAUGUAAAGCAUCAUUUACACGAAAAAGUAAAUUAAAAAUUCAUAUGCGUAUCCACACUGGAGAGAAACCGUAUGCAUGUGAUAUGUGCAAUGUAUCAUUUGCACGAAAAAAUCAGUUGAAUGUUCAUAUGCUGAACCACUCUAAAAAGAAAUUACAUACAUGUAUUGUAUGUAAUGCAUCAUUUAAACCGAAAAGUAUGUUAAAAUUUCACAUGCGUAUCCAUACUGGAGAGAAACCGUAUGCUUGUGAUCUGUGCAAUGUAUCAUUGCAAACAAAACAGUUUAAAGCUCAUGUGUUAACCACCUGGAGAACUACUGCAUGUGUUGUUGCAGAGCAUUUUACACGAAACGUGAAUAAAAAUUCAUAUGUAUCCCACUGGCAGAACGAGCUGUGA
This is a messenger RNA of Stegodyphus dumicola, 537 nucleotides long. Its product is annotated as gastrula zinc finger protein XlCGF49.1-like. Lineage: Eukaryota; Metazoa; Arthropoda; Arachnida; Araneae; Eresidae. The record is from RefSeq and is a predicted model, not a curated record.